Staurois parvus is the source of this 301-nucleotide messenger RNA. The record is from the annotation of a GenBank genome assembly. Lineage: Eukaryota; Metazoa; Chordata; Amphibia; Anura; Ranidae.
UGAUUUUGCAUUUCUGGGAGGGGAAAACUGUAAACAAAACAGUCUCCUCCCUGUCAGCUCGUGCACACUGCUUUGUAUGACUGUGCACAGUGAAGCACAAACACACAGCCCCAUAGUAAAACACACCCAGCUCACAGUUAACCCUUUGAUCGCCCCACAUGUUAACCCCUUCCUGCCCAGAGCCAUUAGUACAGUGUCAGUGCUUUUUAUUAGCACUGAUCACUGUACUGGUGUCACUGGGGAUGACAUUGAUACCAUGUCAGUUCCCCCAGUGUCAGAAUGCCCGCCGCAGUCUCACUAU